This is a messenger RNA of Symsagittifera roscoffensis, 3139 nucleotides long. RefSeq names its product neuroendocrine convertase 2-like. Gene Ontology annotation, molecular function: serine-type endopeptidase activity. NCBI's taxonomy places the organism in Eukaryota, Metazoa, Xenacoelomorpha, Acoela, Convolutidae. The record is from RefSeq and is a predicted model, not a curated record. The transcript has 12 exons. Gene Ontology annotation, biological process: protein processing. Gene Ontology annotation, cellular component: trans-Golgi network; Golgi membrane. Bases 236 to 2515 code for a protein of 759 amino acids.
UAUAUGUAGUAUAGAUGACUCAUUUUGUAAUCCAAAGAUGAGACGUAAUAACAGUGAUUCUUAUUCGUACAACACGUAACUAUUUCGUUUGAUUGACUCCUGCUUUUCUGUUGAAUUUAUAGCCAACUAAGAAGAGGAAUCGCGGUGAUUUCUAGUACUUCAUUCAAUCAACAUAAAACAUUAUUCGUGCUCGUAACUUAGUUUAGAUUAUUCUUGUAAAAGUGACACUUCUGCAAUGGUUUCUAUAUCAGCAAGAUGGAUUCAAGUCUGCUUUUCCUUAUCAUAUCUCAUGAUAUUUUGGCUGGCAUUUGGAAAUGCAAAUCAUGACAUUCAGCACCGAGAGCGCGUUGCCAUCAAGUCGGAUCUCAAUGAGCGAGAAAUAGACAAUUUGGCCAGGAGCUACGAUGUGAAAGUGGUGAAAAAGCUGAUGAAUAAUUAUUACGUGAUGGAGAAACGAACAGGCGAAAUCUCUGAUGUAUUUGAAAGACUGGCUCAAAAUGAACACGUCCGAUGGCUUCAACGAGAAGAGCACCAACCGUAUUCGAAACGUGGCUUUCCGAAGAUACCCACAGUCCCUAGAGUUCCCAACUUCAAUGAUCCCUUAUACAAGGAACAGUGGUAUUAUCAAAGUGAAGGGCAACAAGGUAUAACAGCAGGAAGUGACCACAGCAUCAUUGAUGUAUGGAAGAUGGGUUACAAUGGAACUGGGGUGAAAGUAGUGGUGAUAGACGAUGGAUUCGACCAUACUCACCCUGACCUUAAGCCCAAUUACAAUAGCAAGUACUCGAAGGAUCUCAACGAAAAUGACUCUGAUCCGUACCCUAGAAUUCCGAAAGAGGACAGGGAAUAUAAUGCACAUGGUACAAAGUGUGGAGGUCAGAUUGCUGGAAUCCCUAACAAUGGAAUCUGCGGAGUUGGUAUUGCACAUGGAGCUCAGAUUGGAGGAAUCAAAAUUCUGGACGGAUCUGUGACUGACUCGGUGGAGGCAGAGGCAUUUAGACACGAGUGUGAAGAAGUAGACAUCUACAGCAUGUCAUGGGGUCCCUCUGACGAUGGAAUGACAUUCGGAGGGUUCAUGAAGCUGUCCUACGAAGCUAUCGACUACUGCAUCAAACAUGGUCGUGGCGGCCUGGGUAGUAUCUACGUGUGGGCUUCUGGUAACGGCGGAGCAGUGGGCGACUGUUGUAGUGCAGACAGUCUAGUUUCCUCCCCCUUCACAGUCUCAAUCGGGGCUCUCACUCACGAGGGGAGGCCUGCAUACUUUCAGGAGUCAUGUCCUAGUACAUUAGCUGCAGUAUACACUGGGGGAGUGAGUAGGGACCAAAUGGCUGGACUGUUGGAAGGAGAAAAACACGAGAAAAGUUUCCCAAUGGUGACCACUUCGAUAAUGUUCAAUAAGGAGGAUCCGACUGCGAGUGAGAACUGUGACGAGUACUUCAGUGGUACUUCGGCUGCUGGACCCCUCGGAGCUGGCAUGAUAGCACUCCUGCUCCAGUCUAAUCCGAAGUUGGGAUGGAGAGAUGUACAACAUAUCAUAGUAGAGACAUGCGACCAGCCGAACCCCAAAGACGCCGACGUCUCCCGAGAUGGGGGUGCGUGGGAGUUCAACGGCGACGGAAGGACGGUGAGUCACGACUUCGGUUUCGGGGUUAUGAAUGCGGCCAAAAUGAUUCUGGCUGCCAGGAACUGGACCAUAGUGCCUAAGAGAAAACAGUGCAGUGUCGGCAUCAACGCCAAUAAUACUUGGAAAAUGAUGAGUUUGGAAGCGGACAAGGCCCUGACUUUCACCUUCGACGGGAAUAAUUGCAAGGGCAAAGUGAACUUUGUGGAGCAUGUACUAGUAGUGGCCACUUACGUGUCAUCUUACAGAGGCAGUGUGCAGAUGGAGAUCAAAAGUCCGAAGGGAUACACAAGUAUAUUGAUGAGACCCAGACCGAAGGACAAUUCGACGGAGGAACUGAAGACAUGGCCAUUUGUGUCAUUCUUGCAUUGGGGCGAGCCAACAGAUGGAAAGUGGAAGGUUAAGUUCGCUUAUGACGAGUCAUUGCGGCCGGAUCGCAUUCCAGCGGAUAAGUUCAAAGCGGAAGUGAAACACGUAGAGCUGGUGCUGUACGGGACGAAGACGAGACACGUGAACCCAAGCAAGAGCAGUCCGAAUUUGGCCAAACUGAAGAAGGAGGAGAGUCUGGAAAAGGAAGCGAUCCAGGAACAGUUCGAGUAUGACAAAAAGACCAACAGUCUUAUUGGAGAGACAAUCGACAAAGGGGCAGUGAUGAAAAGAGGUGGUGAUGCAGAUCCGGCUAAUCAUCCCUUCCAGCGAAGGGGAUACGAGGCCGAAAGAGGAGAACUUGAACGCAACCAAACUGUAGAGCUUGGUGUCCUGGCAGACUUCCAGGACCCUUAUGCGGCCAAAAUCACCAAGAGCGGAUAUCAGCCUCGACUGUCUAGAAAGCAACUGAGAACGAGCAAGAGACAUGCACACGGCAGUAAAUCACAAAAACGAACUGUUAAGUAAAUUGAGCGAUCAAUGUUGAAUGAUGGAAAGGAACCAACGCAACUAAACGAGCUUAUAAACGGAACUGAAUUGUGACACAUUUGACUCAUUUUACAUACCGACAAUCACCGAUUAAAUACGGACUCAACUUUUGUCUUUUUAGAUAGCCUGGCUUUGCUUUCGAACGGGCGAUGGAUUUUUGCUGCAAUUUUAGCGCUACAAUUGUGCCAAGAAAUAAAUUUCUAUGCUAAAUAAGGUUGCUGUGCUAAAUGAUCAAGCUAAUUAAAUGGUACGGGGUUUGUGAAAAAUCAUGAAUUUGCUGUAAAUUCAAUGCAGUUUUAGUUAUCACACUAUUAGUUGUGGGUUAGUUUAAAAAGUGGCUAUAUUCUUAACUUGUACAUAUUCAGUUAGGUAACAUCAUCAAAUUGAAUGUAAAUAAAUAGUUAAUACAAAGAACUUUUAAUUUGGAUUUUUGAAUCAGAUACUUCGAAAUUUAACUUUGGACUUUCAACGAUGUGUGAUCUUUUUCUGUGAAGUUUUAUCAUGGUUCCCAUUGGAAAUGUUGAGGCAGCAAAGUAUAUUCGAAGCUGAUAGGUGUUCUAUGCUAAUUUAAUUGCACACUUGUGCCUUUAGCGGGUGCUAUUA